AUGUUGCCAGUUGUGGAUAUGGUUGAACAAGUUUCAGUAGUCAAAGAAACGCCAUCACUGAAGAUAUUAACAGAGUUGUUGCAUAAGUUGAACGUUUCACUUGAAGAAACGGAAAAAAAAGAGGUAGUUGAUAAUAAAGAAUCUUCAGUUGAGGAAAAAGGAGAUUCGGAUAUAUAUGGACGAGCAUUUUGUAUUUUAACGGAAAAGAUUAAAACAAAAGAUGCUGGAGUACGAGAACAAGCAUUAAAAGCCAUAUCAUCAAUAUUUUCUAAGAAAAUUAACCCCGGACUUGAGCCAUAUCUUGUUCAACUUUUAUCGGUGCUUUUAACACAGAUUGGAGUAGACAAAAUAGCAACAGUACGGGCAGAAGCUAUUGCUGUGAGUGAAAAUAUUGUUAAAGAAGUGAAUCCCUAUGCAGUUAAAGCGGUUCUUCCGCCGAUUAUUAAGUCGAUUCAAGUAUCUGGAAAAUUGGCGGAAAAAAUGUGUGCAUUCCGUAUGCUUGAUAUACUCGUUAAAAGAGCACCAUGUCAAAUGUCGUAUCGGUUACCAGAGUUGAUUCCUAUUUUAUCAGAGUCUAUGUGGGAUGCACGGGUAGAUGUUAAAAAUCAAGCACGAAAAACGAUGACGGAAGUAUGCUCACUUAUAUCUAAUCCGGAUAUUGAGCGCUUUAUUCCUAUACUCAUUGAUUGUAUUGCUGAACCGGAAAAAGUCCCAGAAACAAUUCAUACUCUUGGAGCUACGACUUUUGUUCAGGAAGUGCAUGCAUCAACGUUAUCUAUUAUGGUUCCAUUAUUAGCAAGAGGUUUAAAUGAGCGUGCAACUGCUAUUAAGCGCAAAUCCGCAGUUAUCAUUGAUAAUAUGUGUAAACUUGUUGAAGAUCCUCAUAUUAUCGCUCCCUUUUUACCUAAAUUGAUGCCAAUACUUGAAAAUGUUAAGGAAACUAUUGGUGAUCCGGAAUGUAGAGCAGUUACUAAUCGUGCUUUGGCCACAUUGAUUCGAGUUGGAAAUGUUAAGGAUGGAAAAGUAUCCGAAGUUCCAACACUAGGAGAGCCAGAAACUUGUUUGGAAACACUUCACUCUAUUCUUAAAAAGCAGGAGUUAAUAACAACAUCUGAUAUUUAUUUGAAUUAUAUUUCUUGUAUCGCAUCUCAAUUGAUUAACGAAAAAAACAAUGAGGUUGUCGAUUGGAAUUCAAACGUUCUUCCAUAUUUGCAUCAUAUUGUUAUCGACGCGGAUGUUAAUUCUAUUGUUGACCAUUUUAGAAAACGAGCUAUUUCAUGUUUUGAUAGUUCAUUAAAUGAAGUGGAAGAAGAAGAGGGUGAUGAUUUGUGUAAUUGUGAGUUUUCUCUCGCAUAUGGUGCAAAAAUUCUUUUAAACAGAACGUUUUUAAACCUCAAACGUGGUCGCAGAUAUGGUUUAUGUGGUCCUAAUGGCUCGGGAAAAUCAACUCUUCUUCGUGCUAUUUCGAAUGGUCAAGUAGAAGGAUUUCCUAUGGAAUUGAAAACUGUAUACGUCGAACAUGAUAUUGAUGACACAGAAUCAGUAACUUCUGUUCUUGAUUUUAUAGCAAAUGAUCCAUUAGUUACAGUCAACAAUAAACAAGAUGCAAUAGAUUCCCUUUUAAAACAUUCCUUUACAGAGGAUAUGCUUUCAAUGCCUAUUUCUAGCCUUUCAGGUGGUUGGAAAAUGAAAUUGGCAUUAGUUCGUGCUAUGCUUCAGAAAGUAGAUAUUUUAUUAUUAGAUGAACCUACAAAUCAUUUAGAUGUAAAAAAUGUUGCUUGGCUUGAAAGUUUUUUGAUUUCACAAAGUCAAAUUACUAGCAUUAUAGUUUCGCACGAUUCUGGUUUCUUGGAUAAUGUUGUUCAAAGUAUUAUUCACUACGAACAUUUUAAACUUAAAAAAUAUGUAGGCAAUAUGAGUAAAUUUGUUUCUAUGGUUCCUGCUGCUCGAUCUUAUCAAGAUAUUUCUCAAUCUGAGCUUGAAUUUACUUUUCCAGAACCAGGUUAUUUGGAAGGCGUUAAGACUAAACAGCGUGCUAUUUGUCGUAUGCGGGAUAUAGAAUUUCAAUAUGAAGGAACUAGUGCUCCUCAAAUUGUAGAUAUUUCGCUUCAAGUUUCCUUAUCAUCACGUAUUGCUGUUAUAGGGCCUAAUGGUGCAGGGAAAUCUACAUUAAUUAAAGUUCUUUGCGGUGAACUUAUUCCGCAAAAAGGUGAAGUUUGGUGUCAUCCUAAUCUUCGGAUUGCAUAUGUUGCUCAAGCUGCAUUCACCCAUCUUGGUUCUCAUGAAAAUAAAACACCAUCUGAAUAUAUUCAGUGGAGGUAUCGUACAGGCGAAGAUUCGGAAACUAUAGAUAAAGCUUCUCGGCAAAUAACUGAAGCUGAUGAAAUCCUUAUGGACAAAAUUUUUAAAAUUAAUGGGACUAGUAGAAAAAUUAAAGAAAUCCUUUCUCGAAGAAAACUUAAAAAUACGUAUGAAUAUGAGUGCUCUUUCCUUCUUGGAGAAAAUAUUGGGCAAAAAAAUGAACGAUGGGUACCAUUAAACAGUACAGACAAUGCUUGGUUACCUCGGAACGAGUUACUAGAAUCACAUUCUAAAAUGCUUGCUGAAAUCGAUUUAAAAGAAGCUUUAAAAUCAGGGAACUUCCGUCCUUUGGUUCGUAAAGAAAUUGAAAAACACUGUGAAAAUUUUGGCCUUGAUGCGGAACUUGUUACACACUCAAGAAUCAAGGGUUUAUCAGGAGGUCAGAAAGUCAAAUUAGUUCUUGCUGCAGGGUCAUGGUUAAAGCCUCAUAUUAUUGUUUUAGAUGAGCCUACAAAUUAUCUCGAUAGGGAUUCUUUAGGUGCUCUUUCAAAAGCUCUUAAGAAAUUUGAAGGUGGUGUUGUUAUUAUUACACAUUCUUCUGAAUUUACAAAGAAUCUUACUGAAGAAGUUUGGAGUGUACAAAAUAGACGAAUGACUCCAUCUGGGCAUAAUUGGGUCCAAGGUCAAGGAACUGGGCCUAGGCUUAAAGAAGAAGAUCAACAAGAAGAUCAGUUUGAUGCACUAGGAAAUAAGAUUGAUAUAAAGAAAAAGCCGAAAAAAUUAACAGGAUCCGAGUUAAGGAAAAAGAAAAAAGAGCGUAUGGCUCGACGAAAAAGAGGUGAAGAUGUUUUUUCAGAUGAAGACGAAUAA
Molecule: messenger RNA, 3171 nt
Organism: Pneumocystis jirovecii RU7
Lineage: Eukaryota; Fungi; Ascomycota; Pneumocystomycetes; Pneumocystales; Pneumocystaceae
Product: elongation factor 3
Exons: 1
Coding region: 1-3171 (1056 amino acids)
Molecular function (GO): translation elongation factor activity; ATP hydrolysis activity; ATP binding
Source: RefSeq, a predicted model, not a curated record